AUGGAAAUACUAAUACUUGGAAAAAAAGACAGAGUCACCCCAUUACACCUUGCUGCACGAAAUGGUCAUAAGAAGAUGGUGGAAGCAUUGCUUGGAAAAGGUGCUGCUGUUGAUUCAAGGGAAGAAAACAAAUGGACCCCAUUACACUUGGCUGCACAAAAUGGCCAUAAAGAGGUGGUGGAAGCAUUGCUUGGAAACUAUGCAGAGGUGAAUGCAAAGGAUGAUCAAAACUUGACCCCAUUACACAUGGCUGCAGUACUUGGUCAUAAAAAGGUGGUGGAAGCAUUGUUGAGAAAAGGUGCAGAUGUCAAAGCAAGAACUCGAAAAGGGUCAACUCCUUUACACCUUGCUGCACAAAAUGGUCAAAAAGAGGUGGUGGACACAAUGCUUGGGCAGGAAGAUGCUGAAGUUGAUACAAGAGAUGAUGAAAACUUGACCCCAUUACACAUGGCUGCAUUAUUUGGCCAUAAAGAUGUGGCAGAAGCAUUGCUUGGAAAAGGUUCUGAUGUUAAUGCAAGGGAUUAUCUAAACUUGGCCCCAUUACACAAGGCUGCAUUAUUUGGACAUAAAGAGGUGGUGGAAACAUUAUUGCUUGAGAAAUAUGUUGUGGUUGAUGCAAAGGACAACAAAAACUGGACCCCAUUACACAUGGCUGCAAAAGAUGGCCAUAAAGAGGUGGUGGAAGCAUUGCUUGGAAAAGGUGCUGCUGUUGAUGCAAGGAUUGAUAAAAACUGGACCCCAUUACACCUUGCUGCACAAAAUGGUCAUAAAGAGGUGGUGGAAGCAUUACUUGGAAAUGGAGCAGCUGUUGAUGCAAGGGAAAAAAACAACUGGACCCCAUUACACUUGGCUGCACAAAAAGGUCAUAAAGAGGUGGUGGAAGCAUUGCUUAGAAAAGGUGCUGCUGUUGAAGCAAAAGGAGAAAACAACUGGACUCCAUUACACUUUGCUGCACAAAAUGGACAUGGAGAGGUGGUGCAAACAUUAUUGCUUGAGGAAAAUCUUGUGGUUGAUGCAACAAACAACAACAACUGGACCCCAUUACACAUGGCUGCAAAAAAUGGUCAUAAAGAGGUGGUGGAAGCAUUGCUUGGAAAAGGUGCUGCUGUUGAUGCAAGGAUUGAUAAAAACUGGACCCCAUUACACCUUGCUGCACAAAAUGGUCAUAAAGAGGUGGUGGUUAAAGAGGUGGUGGAAGCAUUGCUUGGAUAUGGUGCUGCUGUUGAUGCAAGGGAAGAAAGAAACUCAACCCCAUUACACAUUGCUGCACAAAAUGGCCAUAAAGAGGUGGUGGAAGCAUUGCUUGGAAAACGUGCAGACGUGAAUACAAGAAAUCAGGAAGGUUUAACUCCAUUACACUUGGCUGCAUAUACUGGUCAGAAAGAGGUGGUGGAAGCAUUGCUUCAAAAAGGUGCAGAUGUCGAAGCAAUAAAUCAAAAUGGGUCAACUCCAUUAAAGUUGGCUUUACAAAAUGGUCAUGUAGAGGUGGUGCAAAUAUUGCUUCAAGAAUAUGCUGUGGUUGACUGA
Molecule: messenger RNA, 1527 nt
Organism: Notodromas monacha
Lineage: Eukaryota; Metazoa; Arthropoda; Ostracoda; Podocopida; Cyprididae
Source: the annotation of a GenBank genome assembly